AUGAACCGACAUUUUCCUUUGCUGUUUUGGCUUCCAGGUCUGUAUUUUAAAAAUGCUAUUUAUUUGUUUAUGCUCUCAGUGGUUGGGAAUUUAAAAUUCUCUCUUUGGCAAUCAUUCAUAUCUAUCUAUUUGCGCCUGUUCUCAUCUCUCUGUCUCAGUUUGCACAUUAUCUAUCUAUCUAUCUAUCUACCUAUCUAUCUAUCUAUCUAUCUAUCUAUCUAUCUAUCUCACUGUGUUCCUAUCUAUCUGUCUAUCUAUCUAUCUAUCUAUCUAUCUAUCUAUAUAUCUAUCUCACUGUGUUUAAAUCUAUCUAUCAUCUAUCUAUCUCACUGUGAUCCUAUCUAUCUAUCUAUCUAUCUAUCUAUCUAUCUAUCUCAGUGUUCAUAUCUAUCUAUCUAUCUAUCUAUCUAUCUAUCUAUCUAUCUAUCUAUGUUCAUAUCUAUCUAUCUAUCUAUCUAUCUAUCUAUCUUACUGUGUUCAAAUCUAUCUAUCUAUCUCACUGUGUUCAUAUCUAUCUAUCUAUCUAUCUAUCGAUCUAUAUAUCUAUGCAUCUCACUGUGUUCAUAUCUAUCUAUCUAUCUAUCUAUCUAUCUCACUGUGUUCAUAUCUAUCUAUCUAUCUAUCUAUCUAUCUAUCUAUGUUCAUAUCUAUCUAUCUAUCUAUCUAUCUCACUGUGUUCAUAUCUAUCUAUCUAUCGAUCUAUCUAUCUAUGCAUCUCACUGUGUUCAUAUCUAUCUAUCUAUCUAUCGAUCUAUCUAUCUAUGCAUCUCACUGUGUUCAUAUCUAUCUAUCUAUCUAUCGAUCUAUCUAUCUAUGCAUCUCACUGUGUUCAUAUCUAUCUAUCUAUCUAUCUAUCGAUCUAUCUAUCUAUGCAUCUCACUGUGUUCAUAUCUAUCUAUCUAUCUAUCGAUCUAUCUAUCUAUGCAUCUCACUGUGUUCAUAUCUAUCUAUCUAUCUAUCUAUCGAUCUAUCUAUCUAUGCAUCUCACUGUGUUCAUCAUUCUAUCAUCUAUCUAUCGAUCUAUCUAUCUAUGCAUCUCACUGUGUUCAUAUCUAUCUAUCUAUCUAUCUAUCUAUCUAUCUAUCUAUCUAUGCAUCUCACUGUGUUCAUAUCUAUCUAUCUAUCUAUCUAUCUAUCGAUCUAUCUAUCUAUGCAUCUCACUGUGUUCAUAUCUAUCUAUCUAUCUAUCUAUCUAUCUAUCUAUCUAUCUAUCUAUCUUACUGUGUUCAUCUCUGUUGUUUUCAAAGCAAUGAAUAG
Molecule: messenger RNA, 1257 nt
Organism: Acanthosepion pharaonis
Lineage: Eukaryota; Metazoa; Mollusca; Cephalopoda; Sepiida; Sepiidae
Source: the annotation of a GenBank genome assembly